Molecule: messenger RNA, 479 nt
Organism: Raphanus sativus (radish)
Lineage: Eukaryota; Viridiplantae; Streptophyta; Magnoliopsida; Brassicales; Brassicaceae
Exons: 3
Coding region: 73-399 (108 amino acids)
Source: RefSeq, a predicted model, not a curated record
UGAGGGGUUAAGAAAAGAGUGAGACGCAAAAGAAAGAAGAACCGUUGGAGAAGAAACCCUAUAUUUUCUGUAAUGCUGUUUGUGAGACCCGUCCUUACGCAGUAUUAUCGCCGAGGAAGAUCACUUGGUCGUCGUGAUUUCUCUUCGCAGCGUAGUUUUUAUAAUAAUGUUGACGUUGUCACGGAGUCGGGAAUCAGUGUGAUUGAGAAUAUGUUUAACACCUCUCUCGCACUGGGUCUUGGAACUGGUCUGGGUUAUCUGAUCAUGGGCUACAAUAAUUCAUCAGAAUAUGCUCAGGAAGUCGAAGAGAACUGGGAGAGAAGGAAGCUAGAGCUACAGAAGUUUGAAGCAAACUUGGAGCGCUUGCAAAGAAAAUAUGGAGUUAAACGAGAUGUUUGAUAAUUUUAAACUACUUUGUUAUCGUUGACCAAAAAAAAAACUACUUUGUUACCGUAUAUAGUCAUUAAUUAAAUUUUAGA